Corvus hawaiiensis (hawaiian crow) is the source of this 2214-nucleotide messenger RNA. RefSeq names its product gap junction beta-6 protein. The transcript has 2 exons. The coding region runs from base 427 to 1218 and encodes 263 amino acids. Gene Ontology annotation, biological process: cell communication. The record is from RefSeq and is a predicted model, not a curated record. Lineage: Eukaryota; Metazoa; Chordata; Aves; Passeriformes; Corvidae. Gene Ontology annotation, cellular component: connexin complex.
CUGUGAGUGUCUGAUCACACACUGGAAACAUUUCUUAGAAUUACAGGGGGAAUAGGAAAUGAGGUGUGAGUCAGAAAUAAAUGUAUUUCUCAGUAUCGGGGCUGGAUAAGAUCGCACAAAGAAUGAGUACUUAAGGCCUUGAAUAAAACACGAAGGACGUGCUGGAGUAAGGGCAGGAGUGCUUGCUUAGCUCCUGGCACCAGCUGGUAGCUGGGCAUAUUCUGGGCAUGACUGUUUUUUUCCGUCAUCGGGCUUUCCUAGGCUGGGUGUUACUUUCACAGUCUCUUGUGUUUGAAGAAUCUCUUCCCUGCCCCCAACAGAGGAAAUUACUUCCUUGUCUUGUACUCCAUUAGUUUUCACCAUGUAGCCUGGAAAUACUCUUGAGAGAACAGGCAGAGGGUUGAAAGAAAGGAUUGAAACGAGACAAUGGAUUGGGGAGCUCUGCAUACCAUUUUGGGAGGUGUAAAUAAGCACUCCACCAGUAUCGGGAAGAUUUGGCUCACAGUCCUCUUCAUCUUCCGUAUCAUGAUCCUGGUUGUGGCUGCAGAAAGAGUCUGGGGAGAUGAACAAGAUGACUUUGUCUGCAACACACUUCAGCCUGGCUGCAGAAAUGUUUGCUAUGAUCACUUUUUCCCCAUCUCUCACAUCAGACUCUGGGCCUUGCAGCUGAUCUUUGUUUCCACACCUGCACUACUGGUGGCCAUGCAUGUGGCUUACAGGAGGCAUGAGAAGAAAAGGCAGUUCAGAAAAGGAGACCAGAAAUGUGAAUACAAGGACAUCGAAGAAAUCAGAAAACAGAGGUUUCGUAUUGAGGGCUCCUUGUGGUGGACAUACACCAGUAGCAUCUUUUUCAGACUGAUCUUUGAAGCAGUCUUCAUGUACGCGUUUUAUUUCAUGUACGAUGGGUUCCGAAUGCCUCGCUUAAUGAAGUGUAAUGCCUGGCCCUGCCCCAACACUGUAGACUGCUUUGUUUCCCGACCUACUGAAAAGACGGUGUUCACUAUUUUCAUGAUUGCUGUGUCCAGCAUUUGCAUUCUUUUAAACGUGGCUGAAUUAUGUUACUUACUGACAAAAUUUUUCCUCAGAAGGUCUAAAAAAGCUGGAAAUUCGAAACAGCAACCCAACCAUGAGAAUAAGGAAGAAACCAAACAAAAUGAAAUGAACGAGUUAAUAUCUGAUAGCUGCCAGAACACAGUUAUAGGGUUUUCAAGUAGCUAAGGUGGUGUCAAUGCUGAUGUUCACUCUUUUUGGAGUGAAUGUUUUAUUUAAAGGCUGCAAAUGAAAUUUGUUGUAUGAAACAAAGUUGGGUGAGAUUUUGAUGCAUAGUGUCAGAUGUACACGUCUGGGAAAAAGUCAGGGCAGCCUAAACACGUGAAAAUUGUGUGAGGAUUAAAUAGGAAGAUACGCUUUCCUAUGAGUACCCUUACAAGCUGACUUUGACAAGUGGGAAGCCCACUCCUACCUUCACGCUGACACAGCUCCUGAAAACUAAAUGCAACAGCAAUAAGAACAAAAUUUUCCAAGCUAGGUAUUUCUAGUAUUACAUGAUGUUUUGUAAUAGUGAUAGUUUUUACUUGUGAACUGAUGAUUAAAAUAUUUUUCUAAAAUCUAAGAUUCCAUGUUACUUAAGGUGUUAUAGCACACAACUGACUGUUUUGUUUCUUAACCAGGCAUAUGCAGAUGAACACUGUAAUACCAUAUUCAUAGGGAAGAGACAGCAAUAGGCUACAUACAUCUUCACAGCUUUGCAAGUGCUGCUUGAGUCUGGACAGGUAGCUUGAGAUGCUUGCAUACAUGCUGCUGGCUGUAGAGGAAUUGUAUGAAAGCCCACCAGUGUGGAUAAUUGAGGUAGCUAGAUUCUGAGUGCAAAGUCAUGCCUAAAAACAGCACAAGAAUAUAGUUACAGCCUAUGUAGACUUGUUUAAAUAUCUAGCAGACCUCAUAAUUUUAUCAGUCUUUUAAUUGCUUACUGCCAGUUUUAUAGCAACUUACGUAAGUUUAUGUAGAUGUUUAUUUCUCUAAUGUAUUAGCUGUAUUUGUUUCUUUAUGCUGUAUCACAUCAUGGAACUUCUUUGGCUUUGAUUUGUUUGCUUUUUUUGUACUAGACUGAUGGUGCUGUUACGAGACUAGAGGCUGUCUGGUUUCGAGGACAUGGAAAAGUAUUACUGGAAAUGGAGCAAGUCUUCUGAAUAAAAGGCAAACACUUUAACCUUU